AUGAUACAGGCGUCGUUGUCUCAGGAGCAGCUGCGCGAUGUGGAGGAGAACCACCUGGUUGCUGAAGAGCAAUACGACCGUUUGCUGGGGUUGGAUGGACAUACAGAGCUGUGGCACAACACCACACUGCCGGUGCUCGUGACAUAUGCCCGGGCUGAAUCGCACGCACUCGCCGUAAGCUUCGUGCGUGCGGCCGCGCGGCUUCCUUACACUGUGCUGCUCUAUAACCUAGGAUUGAAGCCUAAUUCUUUGGCUAUUGUGUCCAACUACUGUAACUCAUCGAAGUGUGCGAUCAUCGACUUUGAUCUGGACGCGUUCCCGUCGCACGUCACCGACGAGAGCAUACACGCCUACCGACCGCUCAUCAUACAGGAUUCAAAACAGAAGUUCCUAAAGCUUUUUGUGUCGCACACCACUAGCAGUGUACCAACUAGUAGUGUGUGUUGUCUACUUGUUUGGGUAGCCCGGGAUCUACCCAAACAAGAAGAACACUACUAG
Messenger RNA from Arctia plantaginis, 498 nucleotides. NCBI's taxonomy places the organism in Eukaryota, Metazoa, Arthropoda, Insecta, Lepidoptera, Erebidae. The record is from the annotation of a GenBank genome assembly.